Helianthus annuus (common sunflower) is the source of this 762-nucleotide messenger RNA. Its product is annotated as replication protein A 70 kDa DNA-binding subunit E-like. The record is from RefSeq and is a predicted model, not a curated record. NCBI's taxonomy places the organism in Eukaryota, Viridiplantae, Streptophyta, Magnoliopsida, Asterales, Asteraceae. The transcript is spliced from 6 exons. Bases 1 to 762 code for a protein of 253 amino acids.
AUGGAGGUUGCAAAGGUUAGCAUGCUUAACGAUCUUAAUACAUUCUCAAACAACUAUUCGAUUAGAGUGAAGAUUGUUAGCAUUUCGAAGAAGAUGAUGAAUAAUAACAAAAAUGAAAUAUAUCGUCUUGAUAUGAUCUUCAUGGAUGAGAUGGGAACUAUGAUUCAAGCCAGCUGUUUGCAUAAGAUGCUAGGAAAAUUCAAGGAAUUUCUUCAGUUGGAUGAAUGUCUUCUUAUCACCAAACCUUCUCUUGCUACUAAUAACUUUAAGUCCUCUGCUAAGUAUACCAAGAGAAAUGACAAAAUAUCACUGUAUUUCUAUACUUCUGUUGAGAAAUGCUUUGACUGGUCUGGACCGAAAUACCGUUUUAAUUUCGUUAACCUGAAGGAUGUUGUUAAGAAUAAAUUUGAAGUUAAUACAGUUAUUGAUUGGAUUGGUUAUGUGGAUGUAUGUUUCAAUCUAGAGGAUACGUCAAAGAAGGAUGGGAGCAAAGGCAAGAGACUUAAUCUUAGACUUGAAGACAUUGAAGGCCAAAAGUGUCCGGUUACUUUGUGGGAUGGUUUUGCUAUUGACGUGUUUGCUUACGUGAAUGAUAAGAAACGAGAGAAAUAUGUUGUUAUCCUUUGUCAUUUUGGUAUGGUCAACCUUUACAAAGGCAAGCGUGGUGUUGCAAACGGCUUUGAGCUAAGCAGACUUUUUAUUGACACUGACAUUGAAGAGAUAUCCUCUUUUAGGAAGAGGGGUUGUUUUGUAAUUAUCUAG